AUGUGGCUUUAUACAGUAGAUAUAAUCUUAUUCCUUAUUUUGGAUGCAGUAAUUAUGCAGCAAGCUAUGAAGAUGAGAUCCAGUUACUAUCAUGAUAUACAAUUAAUUAAUGUUCCUUCAAUAUCACAUCGUUCAAGAACAUGUUUUAUAUUGCUAUGCUUAAUUGCAAAUAUUACAAGAACACUUUCUAUAUUUAUUUUGGAUGUAACAUGGUUUCCAAUAGCUGGAUAUAGUAGUAUAUCCUAUAAAAACACUGAUUUGGAAAUGUGGUCAUUCUGCUUAUUAAGGACAUUUCCAUGCCUGCUACAUCUUUCAUCUUACUCUGUAGUAAUAUUAUUUUGGGCACAUGUAUAUUAUACAGCUAUUCUCAUAAAUACUCCAUAUAUGGUUUUUUUUUUUGUAGUUACAAACAUCAUAGUAUAUAUGCUAUAUAUAGUUACUGCAAUACUUUUUUUGGUCCUUAACCACUUACUAACUUUUAUCCCAUAUGCUUUAUUUCUAAUUGGAAUAUUAUAUAUAUUAGUAUCAAUAUCACUUCUUUAUUUUGGAUGGAAAGUAACUUCUCAUUUAUCGAGACGUACUUCAAGUGGAACAGUUCUCAGAUAUAAUGUCAUUCAACGGGUAUUAUUCUUGACAGUAUUUUGCCCAUUACUACUUAUUUGUCGCGGAUCUUUAUCUAUAAUGCAAGCAGUCUAUCAUAUUACUGGUUUACCGGUAAAUUUACAAAUUAUUGACAAUUCUCCUUUGGGUGAUACUUGUUUGUUUCUAGCUACUGAAUUGUUGCCAUCUAUAAUUGUAUUGGUGUCAUUUUGGCAAAAGAGAUCUCCUCCAACAUUGACUAUAUCAGCAAGAGGACUUGGGUUUACUUCAGGAGUCUUUAAUACUGGCAUACAUAAUAAUGAACCAAGUCAAUUUGCUCUUGCAGCUACUAUGCCACUUAUUCAACCAACAUCCAAUUGGAAUGCUCAAACAGAAAAAAUAUAA
Molecule: messenger RNA, 984 nt
Organism: Cryptosporidium muris RN66
Lineage: Eukaryota; Apicomplexa; Conoidasida; Eucoccidiorida; Cryptosporidiidae
Exons: 1
Coding region: 1-984 (327 amino acids)
Source: RefSeq, a predicted model, not a curated record